Molecule: messenger RNA, 2608 nt
Organism: Colossoma macropomum (tambaqui)
Lineage: Eukaryota; Metazoa; Chordata; Actinopteri; Characiformes; Serrasalmidae
Product: NACHT, LRR and PYD domains-containing protein 3-like
Exons: 4
Coding region: 338-1600 (420 amino acids)
Source: RefSeq, a predicted model, not a curated record
GUGAGUGUAGAAACAAGGAGGUGGACUUAAUGAAGUGACCGCUAGGUGUACUUCUCCACUACGAAUACAUUUAAAGCAGGAACAGGUUUUUGAUCUCAGCUGGUUGGUGGACUAAACUACUAGUCCUUUUUAAAUGGCCGACAGUGAAAUAUGUCGACACAAACAUCAGAAAUGUUUAUUCGAAUGGACAGAUUUAACUGGACUGUUGUCUGUAACCUUUGAGUGCAAUAUCAGUAGCUAGUUGGUUGUCAGUUUGCAUGAAUAUAGAGUCAUAUUUAAUGAUGAUAAUGACACUGUGUGUUGUGUUCAGCUCAUUAGUGUUUAAUUUGAGCGCUGCAUGAUGGAUCUUCAUAACUCCAGCAGAGGUGGAGGAACCUCUGACCCAAAAUUGCAGACUAAGAGAGCAGUUGGUCCUGUGUCCAGCUGUGUCUCUAUGAAGAGCGACUGGUCUAUGGGGAAUCCUGUUGGUUUUAGCAGCAUACCUGGGACCUCUGACCAAGAGAAGUGCUCCGCAGAUGCAGCACUGCAGAUACACAUGGACACACUGAUGGUGGGAACUGGAAACCUGCAGCAGGAUUCUUACCAACCUGUGCAUGUUGUUCUACACAGAGUCUUAGAGAGACACAAAUCCAGCAUUAAAAACAAGUAUGACAGCUUAUUUGAGGGAAUCAAAAUAAAAGAGAAUAAAACUCUUCUGAACAGGAUUUAUACACAGCUCUACAUCAUAGAGGGACAGAGUGAAGGAGUGAAUGAAGAACAUGAGGUUUUACAGAUGGAGAAAACAGCUAGGAAACAUUUACAAGGCACUGCAAUCAACUGCUUAGACAUCUUCAAACCUCUACAAGGUCCUAAGGAAGAGAAAAAAAAAGAGAUCAUUAGAGCAGUGCUGGCUAAAGGUCUCACACAGAAAGACAGAAAGGAAGACAAAGGACCAACAGUACAAAAGCUCAGAAUAGUGGCCACCAAAGGCAUUGCUGGAAUUGGAAAAACUGUCUCUGUGCAGAAGUUCAUUCUGGACUGGGCUGAAGGAAAAGCCAAUCAGGAUGUAGAUUUCAUGUUUGUGCUUCCGUUCCGGGAGCUGAACCUGAUUAAAGAUGACCAAUACAGUCUUCAUGGACUUCUGUGUGACUUCCAUCCUGAGCUCAAAGAUCUGGACCCAAAGAUUUAUGAUCAGAUCAGAGCUGUGUUUAUAUUUGAUGGUCUGGAUGAAAGCAGAAUUCCACUGAACUUUUUGCAGUGUGAGACAGUAUCUGACAUAACUGUGAAAUCAUCAGUGGAUGUUUUGAUAACAAACUUAAUCAAAGGAGAGCUGCUUCCCUCUGCCCUCAUCUGGAUAACCUCUCGACCAGCAGCAGCCAAUCAGAUCCCUCCUAAAUACAUCAACCGUGUGACAGAAAUUCAGGGAUUCAAUGACCCACAGAAGGAGGAAUACUUCAGGAAGAGGAUCAGUGAUGAAGACCAAGCCAAGAAAAUGAUCUCCCACAUUAAGACAGUGAGGAGCCUCCACAUCAUGUGCCACAUUCCAGUCUUCUGCUGGAUCUCAGCCACUGUUCUUCCUCAAAUCAUGAAAGAGCAAAAUACAGAAAUCCCUAAACUCUGACUAAAAUGUACUCACACUUCCUGAUCACUCAGACCAACAUGAAGAAUGAGAAGUAUUAGGAGAAAGAUGAGAGAGAUCCAAAGAACCUGCUGGAGUCCAACAGAACAAUUCUUCUGAAACUGGCUGAACUGGCUUUCAAACAGCUGAUGAAGGGCAAUGUGAUGUUCUAUUAAGAGGACCUGAGAGAAUGUGCAUUGAUGUCACUGAGGCCUGGAAUUUGCACUGAGAUCUUUAGGGAGGAAUGUGUGCUUUACCAGAGGAAGGUCUACUGUUUUGUUCAUCUGAGCUGUCAGGAGUUCCUGGCCGCUGUUUAUGUAUUUCUCUGCUAUGAGAGCAAGAACAUGGAGAUAUUGCAGCGGUUUAAACCUCGACACAGAGAGUGGUGUGAGAAUGUUUCACUGGAUGGGCCACUGGAGGGAGCAGUGGAUAAAGCCUUGGAGAGUAAAAAUGGACACCUGGAUCUUUUUCUCCGUUUCCUGCUGGGCAUCUCACUGGAGUCCAAUCAGAGACGCCUGCAGGGCCUACUGACGCAAAGACACAAAAGCUCAUAGAGAGUCACAGACUACAUCAAGAAAUUAAUUAAAGGAGAUGAAAAAGAUAAUCAUUACUUCUUAACUGACAGAUCUCUAUCUACUGAGAUCUUUUCCUCUGUUUGUCUGAAAUGAAUGACCAGUCUCUCUCCAGAGAGAUUCAAGAAUAUCUAAAAUCAGAGAAACACUCGGAGGAGAAGCUUUCUCCUGGACAGUGUUCAGCACUAGCCUAUAUGCUUCUGAACUCAGAGGAGGUGCUGGAUGAGCUGAGCUUGAAGAAAUACAACACCUCAGAGGAGGAUUAUAGGAGACUGAUCCCAGCUGUGAAUGCCUGCAGAAAGGAUCUAUUAGCUGGCUGUUUUCUUACCACAAACUCCUGUGAAAAACUCUCAUCAGCUCUACAAUCAGCAAACUCUUCCCUGAUAGAACUGGAUCUUAGUAAUAAUUACCUGCAGGAUUCAAGAGUGCAGCUGCUCUC